Molecule: messenger RNA, 4617 nt
Organism: Eimeria tenella
Lineage: Eukaryota; Apicomplexa; Conoidasida; Eucoccidiorida; Eimeriidae
Exons: 10
Coding region: 1-4617 (1538 amino acids)
Molecular function (GO): electron transfer activity; iron ion binding; heme binding
Source: RefSeq, a predicted model, not a curated record
AUGGGCGCUGCUGCUUCUUCCCCUGGGGGUGCCGCAGAGGACCUGGAUCCGGAGCACCCCUUUGUUGCUGCUAUUACUCCCAUUGUGCAUGCAGCAGCAGCAGGAGAGGCCCUGGGGUGUGGGGCCCCCUGCUGGCAGCAGCUGCUGCUGCUGAAUCCUGCGUGGCUGCCGGAGGAAGCAGCAGCAGAAGUGUGGCGCUGCUUGCUGCUGCCGCUGCUGCUCACCAACCACAAAACUGGCAACCUCAAGGCUUUGCUGCUCUUCUUAGCUGCGCAGUUUGAGAGUUUUGCUGCUGCUUUGGGCCGCAUAUAUGCGGCUCAGGCUGCAGCAAGCAGCAGGAGCAGCAGCAGCAGCAGCAGCAGCAGCGAGGGGCAGCUGCUGCUGCACGGCAGGACGCAGGCAGACGGGGCAGCAGCGAAGACAGGAGAAGCCCCAAGAGCAGCAGACACUGCAGCGACGGAGCCUGCUGCUGAGGGUGCUGCUGCACCUGCUGCUGCACCUGCUGCUGCUGCUGCUGCGCCUGCUGCUGCUGCUGUUGCUGACGCGCGGGGCCUGCGCAGCUUGUCGGUUUUGUGUCGGCUAAUUAUUAUGGCGAUUACAGAAAACUUGACAGCCACACAAAUCUUGCUUGCUGCAGAGUACGCCCCUGCUGCUGCUGCUGCUGCUGCUGCUGCUGAGGGGCGCGUGGCUGCAGCAUCCGGGACAGACGCUCCUGCAGAAGCAGCAGCUGCUGCAGCGGCCUCGUCUGCUGCUCCUGCUGCUGCUGAGGAGACGCCGUCCCAUGACGAAGCAGCGGCAAGCAGCAGCAGUAGCAGCAGCAGCAGCAGCAGCAGUGUCAAGGUGGCGGUCGUGUACCGAAAUGAUGUGCUGCUGCUGCAGCAGCACAGCAGCGGCUUGGAAGUGUAUGAAGAAGUGAUGAGCUUCUUGAGGUGUACGUACUCUCGAGAUGCAGCAGCAGCAGCAGCAAGAGGUUUCCUCUUCUCCGUGCUGCAGCAAAACCCGCAGCAAGAGCUGCUGCUCUCCUGCGACGAAGUCGCCUCUCCCAACACCCUCCAAGCCUUGCUGCAGCAGCAGCAGCAGCAGCAGCAGCACGCGCGGGAGAGGACUAGAGCCUAUCCUGCUGCAGCAGCAAAUGAGGCAGCGCCUCCUGAGACUGUGGACUCAAGCAGCAGCAGCAGCAACAACGGCAGCGACCGCGACAGCAACAGCAGCAACGGCAACAGCAGCAGCAACGGCAGCAGCAACAGCAACGUUCUCUACUUGUAUUUAUUGCCUCUGUGGCUUCCCCAGGACGAGGAAGACAACUCCGCGGCUGAAGGCAGCAGCAGCAGCAGCAGCAAGAGCAGCAGCAGCAGCAGCAGCAGCAAGGUGUGGGGCGUAAGCGGCCUGCAGGAACGGCGCAGCUCGUGUCUGCUGCUGCUGCUGAAGUCGCUGCUGCAGUUUCUGGUGUACACGCAGCCGCCCUGCUUCUUCCAGUCUGUUAUGUUUGAAGUGCAGCAGCAAAUUGUUGCUGCGCUGCUGCUGCUGCUGGCAGUCAUUUGCCCCCACCAGCUCACCGCCAAAGCCUGUCCUCUUCCCGCUGCUGCUGCUGCUGCUGCUGCUGGAGAUGCUGGGGAGAACGCUGCGACCGAGGGAUCGGCAGCAGCAGCACCAACCGCAGCAGCAGCAGCAGCAGCAGCUGCUGCUGCUGCUGCUGAUUUAGGUGACAAACAGCAGACACAAGAUUAUGCAGGGGCCUCACUGUCCCAGUCAGGCGCUGCUGCAGCUGAUGCAGCAGCAGCAGAGCUGCCGGCAGCAGCAGCAGCAGAAGCAACACCAGUGCCAUCGGAAGCGUCAACAGCAGCAGCACCAGCAGCACCUGCAGCAGCAGCAGCACCAGCAACGCCGCCAGCAGAAGCACGAACUGGCUGCGGGCAAAAUAGCGCUGCAGCUUCGGGACAGCACAACAGCUGCAGCAGCAACAGCAGCAGCAGCAGCAGCAGCAGCAUAUGCAAGGGUUGUCUGUCUUGGCCUCCUCCUGCUGCUGGCUUAAAGCUUGACAGUUUGCUGCCUCCACUGUCGAGUCGCGCUGCGCACUGCGCCCCCCUCUUCUUCUUUUACCAGCAGCAGCAGCAGCACUACCUGCAGCAGCAGCAGCAGCAGCAGCAUCAGCAGCUGUUUGUGCCCUCGACGAGCUGCCCUGCAGCAGAUCUGCCUUGCUUCAUUUUCAUGGAGGCCCUUAUGGCUUCCUGGGAAGGCGCAGGGCCGCAGGCGGAGCAGCCAAAAGAGGUUGCUGCUUAUUUGCUGCGGACCUGGUGCUGCUGCGUCUCUGGGGAAGCCUUUGGCCUGACUCUCUCUGGGGACUUGUGCCCUGUGGGGCCCCCCGCGAAGCUGGGGCCCCUUUGUCUGUUUUUGCUGCUGGUGUUAUCUUUCCACGUGGUGCCAGCAACGCGGAUUGAAGCAGCAGCAGAGCUGCAGCAGCACGCCCUGCAGCAGCAGCAGCAGCAGCAGCAGCUGCAGGAGGCCGCUUCGGAGCAGCCGCUGGCUGCUGCUGAGAGGCUCGGGCAGCUUACUGUGGCUGCGCAGCAAAGACACAUCCUGCUGCACUACAUGCGCUCCAAGGGACAAACAGCAGCAACAGCAGCAGCAGCAGCAGCAGCAACUGUUGAAGCUGCUGCUGCUGCAAAGCCAGGAGCUGAAAACUGGAAGCCAGCCCACCGCGCCGCGUUAGCAGCAAACCCUUUUCUGCUGGCCCUGAGCUCGCUGUACGACCCCUCUUACUUUCGCGAUUCAGGUGUACAUACACCUCAGUGUGCGUUUCCGCCCUUCAAGGAAGUUUGCUUCCAAGACAUUUUCGAUGGACUUGCUGCUCCUUUCUUGGCGCGGGGCCUCAAUCCCCUGCUGCUCUAUUUGCUGCUCUACCGCAACCGCUGCUUCAGGCUCUAUUGUGCUUCCCGAGAAGAAACUGAGACGCUGCUGCUGUCGCUAGUAGAGGCAGCAAGUGCGCUGCCGGAGCAAUGCGGCUUCAAGCCGAAGCAAAUAGCUAAAGGCCCUCGUGCUGCAGUAAGCUAUCCAGUGCCCCCAGCAGGUUUGCUGCUGUCUCUCUGCAUGCUCAUGCUUACGAAGGACAAGACCUCCUGCCACCACUUCCACACCAAGAUCGUGGCAGAGGCAACGGGCCACAACAGCAGAAGGCUUAGAGACAUCUCACUUGGCUCCCUUCUCAUCCUCACCUCUCUUAGAUUCAUUUCGUGGUUUGCUGCUGACCGUCUUUUGGAUCUUGUAGCUGGCCUUACGCGUCGGUUGCUGCUGCGGCUGCCCCUGCCUGCUCCUGCUGCUGGAGCUGCUGCUGCUGCUGGAGCUACUGCUGCUCCUGCUGCUGCUGCUCCUGCUGCUGGGACCGCGAACACCACAGCAGCAGAUUCUCCAGAGAGACCUUCACCAGCAGGCGAAGGAGCAGCGCCGUCGUCAACAGCAGCAGCUACAUCCGCAGCAGCAGCUGCAGCAGCAGCAACCGCAGCAGCAGCAGCAGCGGCAGCAGCAAAGAGUUCUUUCGGACGACUGUCUGCAGAUCUAGAGGGGUGUUUGCUGGUUUACAGAUCUCUUUUGAUAUUUCUUUCUUCAGUUUUAAAACCCAAUUCAAUUAACAAAAACCUGCAGCUGCUGCUCGCGCUGCUGCGGCUGUUCCCAGCAGCAGGGGCGACGGAGCUGCUGCAGCGCAUGGACAAAGCCCAGCUCUUCUUGCAGCAGCAGCAGCAGCAGCAGGGAGAGCAGCAGCCGAAGGCGCAGCACUUGAGGCAGCAGCAAGAGAAAUACCAGCUGCAGAAGGAAGCAGGAGAGCAGCAAGACUACCGGAAACAGCAGCAGCAGCAGCAGCAAGAACAGGAGGAGCAGCAGCAGAUGGGGGAAAACGAGCAUCAGCAGGAGCAGCAAGGGGAUAAUGAACAUCAGCAGCAGCAGCAGGAGGACAACGAGCAGCAGCAGCAGCAGCAGCAGCAGCAGGACAAAGAAUAUCUGCAGCAGCAGCAGGACAAAGAGCAGCAGCACCAGCAGCAGCAAGGCGAAGCCCAGCAGCAGCAGCAGCAACAGCAGCAGCAGCAGCAGCCGAACAGCAUUAAUGGCUCGACCUGUUUCUCAGCAGAUGAAGCUGCUGCUGCUGCUUCACUUGGCAGCGGGCCAGGCCCUGAGGUGUACGUACACCCCAGCGAGCUGCUGCAGCUGCAGCUGCUGGCGCAGCUGCAGCCGCUGCUGUCUCCCUUUUUGCGCUUUUUGUUGUGUCUUCUGGCCAUCUGCAACAAAACCCUCGAGGAGGAGGGACAGGAAGACGACGAAGGUUCUGCGAACGAGCGGCUGAUGGAGCAGCUGGCCGCCACGCUGUCUUCUGUCUCAGUCGAAUUUUCGAAAAACAAUUUGAAGACAAAAGUCAAGCUGCAGCAGCAACAGCAGCAGCAGCAGCAGCAGCUGCAGCAGACAAAAGACAAGGAACUCCACUACCACCAGCUUUUCCAGGCAGCAGCUGCUGCUGAGGAGGCCCCCCGCAUUGAAUACACUGAAACCCUCAACUCUGGCUGCUACUUUUUGCCACUUAUUUGGAAGUCCAUUUUCCUGCUAAGUCCCAAGAGGCUUUGCUGGCGCUAG